Cornus florida is the source of this 1727-nucleotide messenger RNA. Its product is annotated as V-type proton ATPase subunit H-like. The record is from RefSeq and is a predicted model, not a curated record. Gene Ontology annotation, molecular function: proton-transporting ATPase activity, rotational mechanism; heme binding. The transcript is spliced from 12 exons. Gene Ontology annotation, cellular component: vacuolar proton-transporting V-type ATPase, V1 domain. Bases 160 to 1524 code for a protein of 454 amino acids. Lineage: Eukaryota; Viridiplantae; Streptophyta; Magnoliopsida; Cornales; Cornaceae. Gene Ontology annotation, biological process: proton transmembrane transport.
GCAGAAGAUUAUUUGCCAUCCACGCGCACUUACAAACACAUCAAUCACGUACUCUGUUGAAUCUCUCUCUUUUCUCGCGAUCAGAACAUUCAGUUUCCCAAUUCUCUCUCUCUCUGAGAGUUUCUAUCCCAAUCCGUUUUCAGGUUCUCAAUUAUCUCAAUGCCGAUGGAUCAUGCAGAGCUAACCACCGAGCAGGUUCUGAAGAGGGAUAUCCCAUGGGAGACGUACAUGACAACUAAGCUGAUCUCAGGAACAGGCCUUCAGCUGUUAAGGCGUUAUGAUAACAGAGCUGAAAGUUACAGAGCAACGCUGCUGGAUGAGGAUGGUCCGGCUUACGUUUGUGUGUUUGUUAGCAUUUUACGUGACAUAUUCAAGGAAGAAACGGUAGAAUAUGUUCUAGCCUUGAUUGAUGAAAUGCUUUCAGCAAACCCGCAAAGAGCUCGAUUAUUCCAUGACAAAUCUCUUGCAAACGAAGAUAUGUAUGGUCCUUUCCUAAGAUUACUCUGGAAAGGUAACUGGUUCAUACAAGAGAAGAGCUGUAAGAUACUUUCUCUGAUAGUAAGUGCUAGGACAAAAGUCCAGGAUGGUGUCACUGGAAAUGGAGAAACCUCAAGUUCAAAGAAGAAAUCCAUUACAAUUGAUGAUGUUCUGAAAGGUCUGGUAGAAUGGCUUUGCGCGCAGCUCAAGAAGCCUUCCCAUCCUAGUCAUGGUAUCCCAACUGCUGUCAAUUGCCUGGCAACUCUAUUGAAGGAGCCUGUAGUCAGAUCUUCAUUCGUUCAAGGAGAUGGGGUGAAGCUGCUCGAACCUCUAAUUUCUCCGGCAUCCACCCAGCAGUCCAUCCAGCUCCUUUACGAAACAUGUCUCUGUGUUUGGCUUCUGUCUUAUUAUGAGCCUGCGAGUGAAUACUUGGCUACCUCUAAAACUCUACCGCAAUUAAUUGAGGUUGUCAAGAGUUCGACAAAGGAGAAGGUUGUCAGGGUGGUUGUCUUGACCCUUAGAAACUUGCUUUAUAGAGGGACUUUCGGAGCUCAAAUGGUAGACCUUGGACUUGCGCAAAUUGUCCAGAAUUUAAAAGCACAAGCAUGGAGUGAUGAGGACCUGCUGGAGGCUCUUAAUCAUCUGGAAGAAGGAAUGAAAGAUAACAUUAAGAACUUGAGUUCUUUUGAUAAGUACAAGCAAGAAGUCCUUCUUGGCCAACUUGACUGGUCACCAAUGCACAAAGAUACUAUAUUCUGGCGUGAUAAUAUUAUGCAUUUUGAAGAGCAUGAUUUCCAGGUCCUACGUGUCCUCAUUACGAUAUUGGACACAUCAAAUAACCCAAGGGUACUAGCUGUUGCUUGUUUUGAUCUCUCUCAGUUUAUUCAGCACCAUCCUGCUGGACGGGUCAUAGUGACGGACCUGAAAGCCAAGGACCGGGUAAUGGAACUGAUGGACCACCAGGAUGCUGAGGUUACCAAAAAUGCCUUACUCUGUAUCCAGAGGCUUUUCCUAGGUGCCAAGUAUGCUAGCUUUUUGCAAGUUUAGUUAUAAUUUAUGGAAGAGUUUUGCUACCAAAUUUAAUUUAUAAAGACUUCUUGAUGUGGAAGAACACAGAGUUUUUAUAUGAUGCAUCUUAAUAACUUGAGUUAUACAUCACCUUGCGGCUUUCUUACAUUCGUUAUUUGUUGUGAAUAACUGUGAGGAACUAAUUGUUUUUAUUAUAUUAUAAAAUAAAAUUAAUCUUUGUA